Messenger RNA from Oryza sativa Japonica Group (Japanese rice), 2244 nucleotides. RefSeq lists its product as uncharacterized. Lineage: Eukaryota; Viridiplantae; Streptophyta; Magnoliopsida; Poales; Poaceae. The record is from RefSeq and is a predicted model, not a curated record. Gene Ontology annotation, molecular function: RNA polymerase II complex binding. Gene Ontology annotation, biological process: mRNA 3'-end processing.
AGAGUCACCCCCUCUUCUUUCUUACCUCCCCCAAACCCUAGCCAUCCCGAUCCAUCCACUCCUCGAGAUUUCGGCGGAAUGCCUCCGCCGCCGCCGCGGUCUCCUCGCUCCCUUUCCAGCUAGGGCUCUCCCUGCCCACACCCUCCCCCGCCCGCGAGAUUUGCGCGCCCCCGCCCAGCGCCGAUUCGAGCUGCUCCUGCUUUGCUGUUUCGGUGGGGGAGGCCAUGAACAACAGCGCGUUCAGCGAGGAGAUACUCGCCGAGAAGCUCGCCAAGCUCAACAACACGCAGCAAUGCAUCGAGACUCUUUCGCAUUGGUGCAUAUACCAUCGGAAGAAUGCAGAGCAAAUUGUCCAGACAUGGGCGAAGCAGUUUCACAGCUCUGGAAAUGAACAGAAGACCCCUUUUCUCUAUCUUGCUAAUGAUAUCUUACAGAACAGUAAGCGCAACGGUACAGAGUUUGUAGAAGAAUUCUGGAAGGUUCUCCCUGGUGCGUUGAAAGAUGUAACUGAAAACGGUGAUGAGCGCGGGAAGAAGGUGGUCAGUAGGCUGGUUGAAAUAUGGCAAGAAAGGAGAGUUUUUGGUUCACGUGCGGGGGGCAUCAAGGAUGUGAUGCUUGGAACUGUUCCCCUGCCUGUAUUAGAUAUGACCAAAAAACGGUCUCACGGUUCCUCAAUAAAGAUCGUCAAAAGAGACUCUCGUUCUGUAAAACUUAGACUAGGUGUUGGGGGAACCGCUGAGAAGAUUGUAUCUGCACUGCACACUGUUCUCAGUGAACAAGCAGAUGAAGACUCUGAUCUGGAGAAAUGCAAAACCUCAAUGCGGCGUGUUGGAAAGAUGCAGAAGGAUGUUAGCAGUGCUUGUAGUAAAGGUGAUGAUCCUCGUCGUGAAACCCUUUGCACAGAACUAAAGGAAGAGGAGGAUAGCAUGACAGAAUGCAUUGAAAAGCUUAAAGUAGUUGAAGCAAAUAGAGCAACUGUUGUGUCUGAACUGAAGGAGGCAUUGCAGGAACAGGAAUCUGAGCUGGAGAAAGUCCGUACUCAGUUACAGCUGGCUGAAGCUAUGGUAGAAGAAGCAGCCGACAUGCAACGGAAACUCAAGAACGAGCCAGUCAUUCCUUCGUCCAAGCACUUAUCCUCAGUAGAACCAGGAAAGCCACUUUCUAAUGGGCAGGCGAAGGAUCAGCAGAAGACAGCUGCUGCUAUCCUCGCAGACAAGAUUGCAGCAUCAUCAAACUCUCAGCAGAUACUGCAAUCUGCACUUUCCAAGUUUGCUGCUGAGGAAGCCAAAAAUUCAUCCGAAACUCACCAGGAUAAGAGGCUGAAAAUUGAACAUUCCUCACAGGUCCCAAGUGUCGCGAAUGCUGCCGCUUUUGUUCCAAUGCCACAAAUGACCACCACAACAGCACAGCAGCCCCAGGCAAUCUUAGUUCAGCAGACUCCUAUGCAAAACCAGCCUCCUGCACCUCAACCCCAAUACAAUAUCUACCAGGCCCCUCCCCAUCAGUUUGUCCAGCAGCCUGGUGGUGUAAUGAUGGGCAUGGCGUACAAUAUGAGCACCAUGGCUCCACCACCGCCUCCACCGCCACAGAUGAUGAACCUAGCAAGGCCCUCACCUUCAACACCCCAGCCACCAAUGGGUAUAAUGCCACAGACUCAGCCGCCACCGCCCGCACCAACGAUGCUUCAGCAACAAAUGCCGAUGAACGUCGGACCACCAAUGCAGUUCGCCCUUCAGCAGUCCGGCGCGCCGUCUUUCAGGCCUUUGCAGCCGCCCCCGGGGAUGCAAUUCUUCCACCCCCAAUCUCAGUGACAUUUUUGGUAGUCCAGCUCCUGUUAAAACUGUCGCGUUUUCGGUGUUAGUAUUGACUGGUAGACAAAAGGUUCUGACUGUUGUAGGGUAUACUGUUUGGUUGUUCUUUACCUGGAGAUGUUGUACAUGUAAUGCGAGGAAACUAACAGGAAGAUUCAGUUAAGUGUUGAGCCUUUGCUCAAUCCUGCAGAGAAGGGCAGAAGACGUCACCUGUUUGUGAGCUCCAGAUUGGUUGAUGGGCUGACGAACUGGGCAAGUUCGCGUCAAAAUCGGCCCGUUGUUUUCUUUUUCUUUCUGGGAAAUGGGAAUAACGCGGUCGAGAUUCGAGAUGAUUGUAGUUUGUAUAUGCUGCCCAUUUCUGUUGUUCUUUUUUUGUAAGCAGCAGGACAAGUUCUAGUAAAGAGGAAAAAAAAAACCCCAGAACUUUGGAUUA